GAAGCGAGCGCGAAGAAAUCAAUUGGUUUACACUAGCUAGUCAACAGAUAUUGGAUGUUGUAUGAAGUGCAAAGUGCAAAGUAAUGCACAUCAGUAAAAAUGAGGCAAGUACGACCGACUUCCAGUACAUGUUGAGCAACCGUGCUAUCACCAGAGUGUCCAUGGAGAAAGAUUUGGGCUCAACUUCUCCGACACCUUGGACACCAGCUCCAACUACAAAGGUAUGACAACCAAAGCGAACGCCAUUCUACACUUUCUGCGUAGACAGCUUGGCGCCCUCACUCCCGAACUCUUCCUUACCAUUUUCAAAUCCUACGUGCGGCCGCACCUAGAGGUCUUCAAUACGGUGGCUCCUCCAACACUCAAGAGAGACUCUAAUCUCCUUGAAAGAAUACAGAGAACUGCAACAAAAUCAGUUGUGGGGCUAAGGGGAAAGACGUAUUUUGAAAGACUUAAACACCUCAACCUAUUUACCUUGGGUUAUCGCAGGAAAAGGGGUGACCUCAUUAUGGCAUACAAGAUCGCCCAUCAGGCAGACCAUGCAAACAAAUCAAUUUUGCCUGCAACUGAACGAUCUUCACGAGGAAACCCCUUUAAGAUAGCACACCAGAGAGCCAAUACCACACUCAGGUCCAAAUUUUUCUCCCUAAGAGUAUGUGCUUUAUGGAAUGCCUUACCGCGACACAUCGUUAUAGCUCCUUCAGUCGACUCUUUCAAGAGGCGAUUAGACAGUUAUGUUACCUCGCAUGGACUACCACGGACGUACUCAGGUAGUCACCAACCUCAGUACCCCUCAACUCCCUCCUAACUACCACUCACUAUCUCUCUCCUUAAUACACCCACAUUACCUACUAAUUCUUCUGUAGGAACCAAACCCACGCGACCAUUCGGGCAAUUCCCAAAUACUUUUCUUUCGUUCUCAUUUCUCUCUUCACCCCUUCUUUUAUUCUCCUUCCCUUUCCUCUUCCCUGCAUUAUUAUUACUAUUAUUUUUAUUUUUAAUUUUUUAUUUAUUUAUUUAUUUAUUUUUUAUUUUAUUUUAUUUUAUUUUUUUUAUUUAUUUUUUUA
Molecule: messenger RNA, 1067 nt
Organism: Heterobilharzia americana
Lineage: Eukaryota; Metazoa; Platyhelminthes; Trematoda; Strigeidida; Schistosomatidae
Source: the annotation of a GenBank genome assembly